This is a messenger RNA of Chelonus insularis, 1218 nucleotides long. Its product is annotated as S-phase kinase-associated protein 1-like. Bases 344 to 796 code for a protein of 150 amino acids. The record is from RefSeq and is a predicted model, not a curated record. Gene Ontology annotation, molecular function: cullin family protein binding. The transcript is spliced from 3 exons. Gene Ontology annotation, cellular component: nucleus; cytoplasm. Gene Ontology annotation, biological process: SCF-dependent proteasomal ubiquitin-dependent protein catabolic process. Lineage: Eukaryota; Metazoa; Arthropoda; Insecta; Hymenoptera; Braconidae.
AUGCUUUCGGGCUCCCCACCACUAAUUUCUUAUCCCUUCUACCACGUUUUUGCUACAACACAAACGUACAAGUUGUAGUACAAGAAUACAUGCAAAACAUACAGUACCGGACAUAAAUGGUGUUCAAUUUUUUGAAGGUUAUACAUGCGAUUUUCUUAUACCCUCUUAUGCAAAAUAGGGAAAUGACUUCUCUCUACAUAUAGUGUGACAUUUAACUGAAAAAUAUAACCAUGCAACUUCCAAUUUUAGAUGGUAAUUUUUUUUAAAAAACAAUUUUAAACAUAAUACGAAAUUUUUAUUGUAUAUUGAAAACAUACAUCACAACUACAUUAAUUCGGUCAAGAUGACAACCAUCAAACUGCAGACCAAUGAUGGUGAGAUUUUCGAAGUUGAUACCAAAAUUGCCAAACUCUCAGGAACAAUUAAAUGUCUGGUGGAAGAUUUGAAUCCAAAUGAUGAUCAAGAUGAUGAUAGAGAAGAUGAAAUCAUUCCUCUAUCCGAAGUCAAUUCAACUAUUCUCAGAAAAGUCAUAGAAUGGGCCACUUAUCAUCAAGAUGAUCCGUUACCACUAGAAGACAACGAUAUAAUGGUGCCGAAACGAAGUGAUGAUAUUAGCGAGUGGGAUGCUAAUUUUUUGAAGGUCGACCAAAAAAUUCUCUUUGAGAUUAUAGCGGCCGCUAAUUAUUUGGAUGUAAAAGGACUCAUGGAAGUUUCUUGCAAAACUGUUGCAAAUAUGAUAAAAGGACGAUCACUUGCCGAAUUAAGGGCACUUUUUGGGGAGAAAAAAUCGGAGUAGUUAAGUGAUAAACGAAAAUAUAUUUUUUAUUCAAUAUUAAAUUAAUUAAUAUUACGUAUCGUUAUGCAGUAUUUAAUUCACAAAGAAUAAAUUACAUAUAAUUAGCUCAAAACAGCCAGUUCCAUUGUGGGACUGCGUUUAUUUGAUGAUGAAAUUACUUAAGUUAUCUUUCUAUUUCACCGUGAAUCCAAUACAUUAAUUACAUCAGAAUUUUGUGAUUCAAAGGAUACCAUUGAAUUACUUACUGAUCUUACUUUUGAUUAUAUCAGGACUAGAAUAUGUAAGAUGUACGAGUGAACAUAGCUCAAAUGAUAAAAAAGGUUUGUGGCAUCUUUAUUAAAUUAUGUUUACAAAAAUAAAACUGUUUAUACCUUUUUAUCUAUCGUAGGCGAUUAUAAUACUGUAAAUUAAAUAUUUUAAAA